AUGGCACAACCACCCAAAACAACUAUUCUCGAUCAUUUCGCUGACCUGGACGACCCACGGGUGGAACGCACCCGACGCCAUAAGCUGGUGGACAUCAUUGCCAUUGCCAUUUGUGCCACCAUCUGCGGCGCCGAUUCCUGGGUCUACAUAGAACUCUUCGGCAAGAGCAAGCUGGCCUGGUUUCAGACCUUCCUGGAAUUGCCCCACGGUAUCCCAUCCCACGACACCUUUGGCGAUGUGUUCGCCCGCCUGGACCCAGUGCAGUUGCAGAAUAGCUUCGUAUCCUGGACCCAGGCCAUCGCCGAGUUGCUGCCGGGUGAGGUGGUGGCCAUUGAUGGCAAGACGGCUCGACGGUCCUAUGAUCCGGCGGGGAACAAGGGAGCCAUACACCUGGUCAGCGCCUGGGCCACCCAGAACAACCUGACCCUGGGCCAGGUCAAGACCGAGGAGAAGUCCAAUGAGAUCACCGCCAUUCCUCAACUGCUGGAAAUGCUGGACUUGAAUGGCUGCAUCGUAACUAUCGAUGCCAUGGGCUGCCAGCGGGAGAUCGCCCAGCAGAUCAUAGCGGGCGGGGCCGACUACGUGCUGGCGGUGAAGGAGAACCAGGGCCGGUUGCAUGAGGGUAUCCGAGACCUGUUCCAGGGAGCCGAGGCCUUGGGUUUUGACGGGGUGCCUUACGAUUACGCACGGACCGUGGACAAGGGACACGGACGGGUGGAACGGCGGGAAUGCUGGACCAUCACGGCGACGGACUGCCUGGAUUAUCUGGACCCCCAGGGGCAAUGGUCCCAACUGAAGGCGGCCGUCAGGGUGGUGGGCCAUCGUCAAACUGGAGCGGGUGGCAUAAGUCAGCCCCGCUACUACAUCAGCAGCCUGCCAGCCCCAGCAGAACAACUCCUGGCUGCCAUCAGAAGCCACUGGAGCAUCGAAAACUCGCUGCACUGGACCUUGGACGUGACCUUUCGGGAAGACCAGUGCCGAGUGCGCAAGGACCAUGGACCGCAGAACCUGGCCACGCUGCGGCAGAUUGGGCACAACCGGUUGAAAAACGAAAGCACCUUGAAAGUAGGCAUUCAGGGCAAGCGGCUCAACGCCGGAUGGGACGAGGACUACCUGCGCAAAGUCCUCCUCGGAUAA
This is a messenger RNA of Geodia barretti, 1137 nucleotides long. The record is from the annotation of a GenBank genome assembly. Lineage: Eukaryota; Metazoa; Porifera; Demospongiae; Tetractinellida; Geodiidae.